AUGGCACGAUAUACUAGAUUUGGAAUCGAAUAUUUGACUCUUUUUCAUCACUUCUGCAAUAUGUUCCUACCCAGGUUCCAGUACAAAAACCAAAACAUUGAUAGUUGUACAAGCAUACGUGAAAAUAUCAUGAAAUCGAGUGGUAAAUCUGAUAUUAUCCAAUGCACCAUUAUAUGUAAAAAAGUAUUACCUUCGAUGCAACAAAUUACUCUAAAAUAA
Messenger RNA from Debaryomyces hansenii CBS767, 219 nucleotides. RefSeq names its product DEHA2E23210p. NCBI's taxonomy places the organism in Eukaryota, Fungi, Ascomycota, Pichiomycetes, Serinales, Debaryomycetaceae. The coding region runs from base 1 to 219 and encodes 72 amino acids. The record is from RefSeq and is a predicted model, not a curated record. The transcript has a single exon.